GCAAUUUUCAUUGACUUCCAAUUGUGGUUUCCUUGUGCAUAAUCUGAAUUUUCAGUUUUUCUGACUUGGGAUGAUCCGAUUCAUCCUUAUCCAGAACCGCGCAGGGAAAACUCGUCUUGCCAAAUGGUAUAUGCAUUUCGAUGACGAUGAGAAGCAGAAGUUGAUUGAAGAAGUUCAUGCCUGUGUAACAGUUCGAGAUGCCAAGCACACGAAUUUUGUUGAGUUCCGAAACUUCAAAAUUGUUUACCGCCGUUACGCGGGGCUCUACUUCUGUAUCUGUGUCGAUAUCAUGGACAAUAACCUGUAUUAUCUGGAAGCUAUACACAAUUUUGUAGAGGUGCUGAAUGAAUAUUUUCACAAUGUGUGCGAACUAGAUUUGGUUUUCAACUUUUAUAAGGUGUACUCCGUUGUCGACGAAAUGUUCCUUGCUGGUGAAAUUCGUGAAACAAGUCAAACAAAGGUGCUCAAACAAUUGCUGAUGCUGACAUCGCUAGAGUAAUGACUGAAUUUCCUUUGAUAGUCUAGAAUUCUAUUCAUAUCGGCUUAACCCUAAUCGCUUCUGCAUAAUUUUUGUUCAUUCAUAUUGUUUGAUACUGCCAUCUCCCACUUUUUAUUCAUCAUCACGACUUGCUAGAUAUUUGAUAAUCUUAUUUAUUUUGAGGCAUUCAUUAUAUCUGUUUAUAGUUUUCGUUGUUUUCUAUUACCAUUUUCCGCUUUCUUCAGCCGUAUGUGUUUUGCAUAUGUGAGUCUCACAUUCCCGGUACAUCAGUUGGAUGAACCGUUUUCGUUAG
Cylicocyclus nassatus is the source of this 791-nucleotide messenger RNA. Lineage: Eukaryota; Metazoa; Nematoda; Chromadorea; Rhabditida; Strongylidae. The record is from the annotation of a GenBank genome assembly.